AUGUAUCAAUGGCGUUUCAUUGUUCAUUAUCCUGGUAUAUUUAUAUGUUUUAUUUAUCCACCUUUAUUUUAUCAUUUGGUCGUUAAUUUUUAUCCAUGUGAAAAUAACUAUGAUUAUGAAUAUUAUGUUUGUGGAGGAGCUUGUUAUCAAUUCGAACAUGUUAUCAGUAUUAUUGAUUAUCUUCUAAAUGUCGCCUCUCCUACUAUUAUAAUCGUAUUAGCAAAUAUGAUUCUUCUUUAUCGUGUAAUCAAUCAAAAACGAGCAAUGAAAUUAGCGAAUACUUGGCAAAAAAACCAAUUGAUGUAUGUUCAACUAGUAUCGAUUUCAGUAUUAUAUUUAAUUAUCUGGAUACCAUUUGUUAUUAUUUCACUAAUUCGCUUAUUUUAUGAUCCAUUUUUUUUACAAGAUGUGAUUUUAUUAAUUAUAAACUACUGUUUAUAUAUCAUUCCACUAGUUUCACCAUUUAGUUGUCUUAUUGGUUUACCAAAAGUACGAUAUCAAUUGCGAAGAAGACAUUGGCAUUCAUUGUGGGCACAUAGUAUUAAUCAUAAUCGAAUCGGACCAGCAAGAACUAUGGAUGUUGUUCGAACUAGACAGCAACAUAUUUUGCCAAGUCGACAACUAGAAAAUGAACAUAUAUGUUAA
Molecule: messenger RNA, 645 nt
Organism: Adineta ricciae
Lineage: Eukaryota; Metazoa; Rotifera; Eurotatoria; Adinetida; Adinetidae
Source: the annotation of a GenBank genome assembly